AUGUCUGGCCGGAACCUCACAGAGCUGGGCGAGGAAGUCUCCCGCCUCACUCAGAAGAUAACACAACACUUGCAAGACAGAGGUCAAGCGACCCCGUCGAUCCACGACAUCUCAUCUGCCGGAACAGAACCUGUGAUCGAUGGGGAGUCAGCACUAAAGCUGGCAGAAGCAGCGAGGGAACUUGAAGCCCUCGCCUUGGGCCCGCGUCAGACCUUGGGGCUCGUGGGGCUUUCUGUUCACGACGCCUCCAGCCUCGGCGUCAUCGCCGAGUUCGACAUAGCCAGCCUCGUGCCCAUCGACGGCUCCGCCACGUUUGCAGAGCUCUCAGAAGCAACCGGCCUCGACGAGGACAGAUUGACCCGCAUCCUCCGCUACGCAAUGACAAACUUCAUCUUCCGCGAGCAACCCCCAGGCCAAGUCCGCCACACCGCCCUCUCAGCGCACCUGUCCCGCUCGCCCCCCACGGUCGCCUUCCAGCACACCCUGGCCACGGUGUUCAACCCGGCCAACGCCUGCCUCCCCACGGCGCUGCGGGCCAACCCAUCCACGGCAUCGCUGACGCAGACGGCCCACAACGCCGCGCGCGGGACGGCCGAGCCCUUCUACGCAUGGCUCGACGCCGCCGGCGGCCUGGGAUCGGGACCCGACCUCCGCGCCGUCUUCGACCGAGGCAUGGAGGGCAUCAGCCGCGGCGGGCAGCGCCUGCAGGACACGGACCUGCGCGCGUUCCCUUGGGGAGCCGUCCUGCCUCCCGACGCGACGGUCGUGGAUGUUGGCGGGUCGAGGGGCCACUUCGCGCGCGACCUGGUCGAGAUGAACCCUUCGUUCAGGGUCGUCGUGCAGGACCUGCCGCGGGUGGUCGAGGGGCUGGCGGAAGAAUUCGCCGGUGGUAGUGGUGGUGAAGGAGGGGGAGGCAAUGUAACGUACCAGGCGCACGACUUCUUCGACGCGCAGCCCGUCGCCGGCGCGGACGUGUAUUUCCUGCGCCACGUGAUGCACAACCACCCCGAUGCCGAGUGCGUUGCCAUCCUCCGGGCGCUGCUGCCCGCGCUCAGGGAGGGCGGCAGGGUGCUCGUCAGCGAGUACGUCGUGCCGCCGUAUGAGGACCUGGCCGGGGGGCUUGAAACAAAGGCCAUGAGGCAGAUGGACCUGAUGACCAUGGCGCUCUUCAACGCGAAGGAGCGGACGAGGGACGAGUAUGCGGCGCUGUUUGGGCGGGCCAGCGAGAAGCUUGUCCUGGAGGGGACGCAUCAGGUGCCUGACGACCCGAGGAGUUGCAUUUUCGAGGCGGUUUAUAAGGGCCAAAAUUGA
Messenger RNA from Diaporthe citri, 1311 nucleotides. RefSeq lists its product as uncharacterized. Gene Ontology annotation, molecular function: O-methyltransferase activity. The transcript is spliced from 4 exons. NCBI's taxonomy places the organism in Eukaryota, Fungi, Ascomycota, Sordariomycetes, Diaporthales, Diaporthaceae. Bases 1 to 1311 code for a protein of 436 amino acids. The record is from RefSeq and is a predicted model, not a curated record.